CUUCUCUGGACCAAAGCCUUUUGCCAGACCGCUUCUUGCCCCCAGCCCCCCAUGGCCCCUUCAGGUGUCAUGCUGCUCCUGCUUUUGCUCCCAGUGGCUGCAGCUGGGGUGACCCCAGGUUCCUGUUCCGGAUGUGGGCCCCUCUCUCUGCCAAUCCUGGCAGGGCUCAUGGCUGCCGACGUGGUGGUGUCGUUGCUCAUCGUUGCCGUGGUGUUUGUGUGUGCCUGCCCACGCCACAGGCCCCCCCUAGAAGAUGACAAAGUCUACAUCAACAUGCUGGGCAGGGGCUGACCCCCUUGUGAGACCUUUGACUUCUGACCCUCUCAUCCCACAUUGUGUGCGGCCGCACAGGAAACGCACUCCCCACUUUGGGGUGGAAUAAAGCAAUUAAACUAC
Molecule: messenger RNA, 396 nt
Organism: Neomonachus schauinslandi (Hawaiian monk seal)
Lineage: Eukaryota; Metazoa; Chordata; Mammalia; Carnivora; Phocidae
Gene: HCST
Product: hematopoietic cell signal transducer
Exons: 4
Coding region: 52-291 (79 amino acids)
Biological process (GO): positive regulation of phosphatidylinositol 3-kinase/protein kinase B signal transduction; regulation of immune response
Cellular component (GO): membrane
Molecular function (GO): signaling receptor binding; phosphatidylinositol 3-kinase binding
Source: RefSeq, a predicted model, not a curated record